AUGACCACCAGAAAUAACUGCGUUACCAUCAAAAGCACGAUCGAUGGCCGUAAAGACCAUGGGAUAAUUAAGAAAAAGCUGAUCUUUGGAACCCUUAUUGCCGUUGGAGUUACUGUUUUUGUGGUGAUUGUAGUGACUAUUAUUCUGUGCCUCACCUGUUCAUGUUGUUGCCUGUAUAAAGCAUGUCGGAGACCACAGCCUGUUGUGACCACCACUACUUCCACUACAGUGGUUCAUGCUCCCUAUCCCAAACAACAAGGAGUGCCACCCAACUACCCAACAGCCCCAUAUCAAGGAUAUCAGCCUGUGGCUAUCCAGCCACCUUACCCCAUGCAGCUAUCAGGACUCCCUGCUUAUCAUGAAAGGGUGGCAGCUGGUGCUGGAGCACCUUACCCAAUCAGCCAGCCCCCUUACAACCCUGCUUAUGUGGAUCCUCAGAAGCCCACUUAUUGA
Messenger RNA from Eurypyga helias (sunbittern), 453 nucleotides. RefSeq names its product shisa family member 5 (gene SHISA5). The record is from RefSeq and is a predicted model, not a curated record. Gene Ontology annotation, biological process: positive regulation of canonical NF-kappaB signal transduction. Gene Ontology annotation, cellular component: endoplasmic reticulum. NCBI's taxonomy places the organism in Eukaryota, Metazoa, Chordata, Aves, Eurypygiformes, Eurypygidae.